Messenger RNA from Balaenoptera musculus (blue whale), 1914 nucleotides. RefSeq names its product transmembrane protein 107 (gene TMEM107). Bases 590 to 1012 code for a protein of 140 amino acids. Gene Ontology annotation, cellular component: MKS complex. The record is from RefSeq and is a predicted model, not a curated record. Gene Ontology annotation, biological process: non-motile cilium assembly; protein localization to ciliary transition zone. The transcript has 6 exons. Lineage: Eukaryota; Metazoa; Chordata; Mammalia; Artiodactyla; Balaenopteridae.
UAGACUGUGUGUGAGCAAUGAAUGCGGGCGAGAACUUUCCGUUCUGCAGGGAUCCCCUUUGAGACCCAAAGGUCAGUGAGGUCGCGAUAGUGAGAGAUGCUUGGACUGUAGUUGGGCUAAGUCGUGCCCACAGCUCAAAGAGAUAAGGAAAUCGUUGCAGAGUCUGCAUCUCCGCCCUCGAUCCUUGCCUCCCAGGGACGCAGGGUUUCGUUCUCUUCCUCCACUCCCCGCUCCACCCCCUUUUCUCGUCCACUCCCUUCCCUAAACACGCCUCUCAUCCACACCCUAGUUCAGGAGAGCGGGCCAUUUUCUGCACUCUGCAAAUCCCUCACAAAUCUGAGCAAGUUGUCUGGGGAGUUGGUUGGGGGGAACCAGAAUCAAGGAAGGUUCAGAGAUUCCCGUCGUAGCCCCCGCGUAUGCGGUUACCAAGGUUACCAAGGCAACUGGGCGGCACCAGCGCGAGCUGGAAGGCGGCGUACGUCGAAUUUUUGUAGGCUAGCCUGGGAGACUUGAGGAGUCGCUUUCCCUGAGCUUCCAGUCCCAGAGACCACGGCCUCUGCUCCAGGCGGUAACCCUUACCCUGGGGGCCAUGGGUCGGAUCUCGGGACUCGUGCCCUCUCGCUUUCUGACGCUCCUGGCGCAUUUGGUGGUCGUCAUCACCUUAUUUUGGUCGCGGGACAGCAACAUCCAGGCCUGCCUGCCUCUCAAGUUCACCCCCGAGGAGUAUGAAAAGCAGGACAUGCAGCUGGUGGCAGCGCUCUCUGUCACCCUGGCCCUCUUUGCAGUGGAGCUGGCUGGUUUCUUCUCAGGAGUUUCCAUGUUCAACAGCACCCAGAGCCUCAUCUCCAUUGGGGCUCACUGUAGUGCAUCUGUGGCCCUAUCCUUCUUCAUAUUUGAGCGUUGGGAGUGCACCACGUACUGGUACAUUUUUGUCUUCUGCAGUGCCAUCCCAGCCAUCACCGAAAUAGCAUUAUUCAUCAGCGUCUUUGGGCUGAAAAAGAAACCUUUCUGAUACCUUCGUGACUGGAAGUAGGGAUGAAGGCUGGAGAAGCGAGGGACCACUCACCGUUCCUGGAAGAAGGAAACCAUAGGCUUCAACUCUCCCCCUAAAACUGCAUUUGGUGGAGGAUGUCAGUGUUAGUGUUAGGGUAAUUGUCUCUCGAGUCUGGAGUUAUGAGUUUUGUUUACAGUUCUUUGUAAAAAAAUAUAUUUUAGGGUAAGAUCAAGACUUAUAGGAAUUCCCUGGCGGUACAGCAGUGGUUAGGACUCCGCGCUUCCACUGUAGGGGGCGCGGGUUCGAUCCCUGGUCGGGGAACUAAGAUCCCGCAUGCCGCGCAGAGUGACCAAAAAAAAAAAAAAAGAAAGAUCAAGACAUAAAAAUUUCAGGAGAGAAUUGGGGUGGCCAAUCUACUAUAGAAACGGAACAGCUUUUCACUCUAAGAUACUAUAUGUCGCUUUUAUUUUGGUUAUUACGGUAGAUUUCUGGCGGAAGGGAGUGGGCAGGGAUAUGUAAAUAAAGUGAGGCGGCCGGGUGGGACAGCCAGCUCGUAAGUGAGUGGAGCAUUCUGGGAGGAAUUAGCCUUUGUUUUUUUGACGCUAAAUGCAAAAAUAUAUUUUAUAACAUCUGCAAAUAAAUGUAGCAACAGAAAUGGAAGAACCUAGAUAGCUUUAGGUUGCUCGGGCUAACGUGUUGGGUUCUCACCCUCGAUCAUAGUGGAAUCUUUUUACCAGAGUACGGAAUGCCCCACAAUAUUCUGUAUCGUCAGGUAGGAUAAUCCUUACCUGUUUCUCCUUUUGGAGAACAGAAUGGAAUAUGAUGAUUGGAGCUCGCAUGAUUUCGUGAUUAACGGCUGUGCGUAAUCGGGACUUGCAACAUCCUGAUUGCUCCUUUCUGAUUCUUUCUGACGAUCGUGU